Nelumbo nucifera (sacred lotus) is the source of this 1610-nucleotide messenger RNA. RefSeq names its product chloroplast protein FOR GROWTH AND FERTILITY 2-like. Lineage: Eukaryota; Viridiplantae; Streptophyta; Magnoliopsida; Proteales; Nelumbonaceae. The record is from RefSeq and is a predicted model, not a curated record.
GUGAACGCAGUAAUCAUUCGCCGUCUUUCUACAUUUCCUGUUUAUCCAAUUUGUUGAGGAUGCGAUGAGAUCUGUUCAACGGAUGUGAGUAUAAUAUUACAUUUGCAACUUUAUCCUAACUCUCUCUCUCUCUCCUGUACGACCUGCCUUACCUUUAAACUUGUUGAAGAUCUGCGAAAAAACAAAAAGAGGGAGAGAAAAGAAUGGAGAGGCUUAUCUAUUCUUCCCCUCUCCCUUCCAAAAUAUCUCUUAAACCCUACCCUUUCCUCCCUCGAAUCGGCCGGCUUGAUACUGGAAAACUCGGGCCUUCCCCGUUAUUCCGUACCGAGUUCAGGCGGGUCGGCUCGUUUUUCUGCAAACAGGAAGGUCUACCUUCUUCAUCGUCACCAUUCCCCACGAAAUUUCAUUCUGGAUGUUCGUUAAAGGCGCCACCUUCCCCCGCCGAUUCACCGGUUCGCUCAAUUCCCACUUUUCCUUCUCUUAAACACAUCUUUGGAAGUGCUUCAGAGCAUCAAAAGGCACUUCCAGCUGGAGCUAUUAUUCUGCUCUCUUCUCUAAUAGUGUUCUUAGUCCACCCAAUUCCUGCUCCUCCAGCACAUGCUACAAUACAUACUACAACAAGGGGUUCUGCUGUUACUGCAAUUGGGGGAAGAUUUGUUCAGAGUGAGCUACUUAGCAGUGCUUGGACUGGCUUCUUUGCUGGUUGUCUUCAUACGUUAUCAGGUCCAGAUCACCUUGCUGCUUUGGCUCCACUCUCAAUUGGGCGUUCACGGCUGGAGAGUGCUGCAGUUGGAGCUCUCUGGGGCUGUGGCCAUGAUGCGGGUCAAAUGAUCUUUGGGUUGCUUUUUCUACUUCUCAAGAACCGUCUCCACAUUGAGGUCAUUCGAACAUGGGGUACAAGAGUGGUGGGCAUAACUCUUCUCAUCAUAGGGGCUAUGGGAAUCAGGGAAGCAUCUGAGGUCCCUACUCCUUGUCUUGCCCUAGAGAAGGGAGAAUGUGACGUGAGUGCCCUUGAAGCCUUUGAUGCAGCACCAGUGGAGAAAAAGAAGAUUGGAUUUGCAACUUUUGCCACCGGGAUUGUCCAUGGGCUUCAACCAGAUGCAUUGAUGAUGGUGCUGCCUGCGCUAGCUCUGCCAUCACGGUUGGCUGGUGCUGCCUUUCUAGGUAUGUUCUUGCUUGGAACCGUAAUUGCCAUGGGUAGUUAUACAGUGUUGAUUGGUUCGUGUAGUCAGGCGUUGAAAGAAAGAGUCCCCAGAAUAACUGAGAAACUAACCUGGGCUUCUUCUCUUGUUGCAAUUGCUCUUGGAUUGGCCAUUCUCAUUAGCCAGCUCUUUGGAUUUAGCUUGUAUUAAUCUGAUCCUCUCAAGUUACCCAUUUUUUUUUGAACUUGUAGUUUUAAUGUCUUUACAGCAAGAGUUAUUCCUGUAUUUACUAUUACGUUUGGCUCGACAAGAAAUAUUUUUUUUUUUCUGUUUUCAUUUUCCUUGAAGCUCCUAGGUCUGAUAGAAGGGGACACUUUUCUUUCUGCCUAUACCGGCUACCGGCAACUUUUGUUACCUUAUUUUUGGUUAGAGUUGAAAUUGGUUUGUAUUCGUUUAUUUAUACCACAA